UGACCUGCGUGAAGGCCGUCAAGAAGAUGAAGGAGGGAGUGGAGAAGGCCGGGCUGAAGGCUCACUACAUGGUGCAGCCGCUGGCUUUCCACACUCCCGACUGCAACUGCCAGGGAUUCAUCGAUCUGCCGGAAUUCCCCUUCGGUCUAGAGCCCAGGAUCCUGACCCGCUGGGACAUGCACCAGUACGCCAGGGAGGCAUACAACGCCGGCAUCCGCUUCAUCGGGGGCUGCUGUGGGUUUGAGCCUUACCACAUCAGGGCCGUGGCCGAGGAGCUGGCCCCAGAGAGGGGCUUCCUCCCUGCUGCGUCAGAGAAACACGGGAUGUGGGGUGCUGGUCUGGAGAUGCACACCAAGCCCUGGGUCAGAGCCAGAGCCCGCCGUGAUUACUGGGAGAACCUGAAGCCAGCCUCUGGCCGUCCCUUGUGUGCGUCCAUGUCGACCCCAGACAAAUGGGGCGUUACCAAGGGCCACGCUGAACUCAUGCAGCAGAAGGAGGCCACCUCCAAGGACCAACUCAAGCAGCUGUUUGACAGGUCAAAGACCCACUGAGUGUGUCCCACCUGAAAGCAGAUGAGAGUCGAUCAGCUGCCUGAAGCGGCUAACCCGGCGCGGCGCACAGUUUUGUAUGAACCAAGAGGCAAUUUCUAACUUGAGACUGCACUGCUCUGUAUAUCUGUUAGAAAAACGAGGCCACGGUGUCUCAGGUUAGUCGAUUGCCCUGUGUGGGGAAAAAAAAAGGGACCUGUAUGUUUUUUUCAUUAUCCUGGAACAGUUUGUGAAAUUGAAUAAGAUCAAAUAAAACACGAAUUGGUUACUUGA
Fundulus heteroclitus (mummichog) is the source of this 821-nucleotide messenger RNA. Its product is annotated as betaine--homocysteine S-methyltransferase 1. Gene Ontology annotation, molecular function: betaine-homocysteine S-methyltransferase activity; zinc ion binding. The record is from RefSeq and is a predicted model, not a curated record. NCBI's taxonomy places the organism in Eukaryota, Metazoa, Chordata, Actinopteri, Cyprinodontiformes, Fundulidae.